GCGUGCAAGUCAGUCCCAGCCUGCGUCUCUUUCGUGCUUGGGGGUGGGACUGGAGCUUCAGAGCUGUCUGAUUGUUGGGAGGGAAAAGCAGCCUCCCUGGCUCUCUGGAUGGAUUGACUGGAGAUGGAUCGAAUUACACCAUUUGCCGUGCUUGGGUUUGUUUUGCUCUUGGUCUGUCCCGCUGCUGAAAGGGCUGGUGGCGAGUUUCGGGAUUAUAUGGAGGAACCCAAAACCUAAGAAGACCGGAUUUUUUUUCUCCCCUCUUAUUUUUCCCCCCUUACCCCGGUGGGUUUCAAGCUUCCUUGUCAGCCUCCCCCCAUGAGGUAAGCUCAUCCCUCGGGAAAAAAAAAAGAAAAUCUUUACCACCGUCCGAAAGGGGGGGGAGGGACCCCCAAACCCCGGGACUCACAGUCGUGCAUCUUUCUGCAUGUGUGUACAUAUAGAUAGAUGGAUAUUUAUAGUGUCGCUGGAGAGUUGAUUUCUUUUGCAAGGAGCCCUGUCAGCCUGGCGUGCUAGGAGCACACCGAGUCGGAGUAGGAGAGGUUAUUUGUACUCGCCUGUGGCCAGCUCUUCUGCUUUGCUUGAGGUUUGGGGGGGGAGGGGAAACUUGGAACAAGAAGAGGUGCUCUUCCCGUGGCGCACGCACUACCUUACCCCCCGCCCCAAAUAAAUAAGAGGCAUAAGGGGGGGAAGUUGUUUGCCCGGGGUUAAGUCUACGUUGCUCCCCAUUCUGCCAUCAGUCGAACCGGAGUUGUUUGGGGUGCCUAGGCACGAAUGGUUUCUCCAGCGAUGAUCUGAGAGCCAGCACUGGGGUGGGGACUGGGGACCCCUCAUCCCUCCUCCUCCUCACCAGGCUAGGUCCCCCUAGACGGCGCUGGCUUGGAGGCUGGGACGGGGUAGAGCCGCGGGCUGGAGGAUGGACGGACGCACGGACUGACGAGCCUCAGCCCUGGGGAAGGAGCUCCGCUGCCCAGACCCGCGGAGUCAGCCACUACCUGUUCUUGCAGUCCGAGCUACUGCUACUGCUGCUGCUACUGUUGCUGCCGCCGCCACCGCCGGGCUCCCGACGGCUCCUGGAGCCUGCCUGAGCACGCCCGCGGCCCCUCCUCAGAGAAUCCCUGGGGCCCGGACCCCUGAUGCCGUAGCGAUCCCAUGGAGGCACCGCGGGGAUGCAACCCCUUCUUUCCUGCUCGCUGCCCCUGUUGCCGAAACCUGCCGCAGCGGCCGGGGCUAUGGGUUGGGGGGUCUUAAGCCCCCCAACCCCCUCUUCUGCCACCCCACCCCACCCCUUCCCCACUCCUCGGUAACUUUCAAUGCUUUGUUCUGCUCGCAAUGCUUUACACAAGCUUCUUGGACGGGGCCUCCGCUAAGACUGUAAGAGCUCGUCGCUGGGAUGUGUUAGAUUUCCAUCUACCCAUCAAUUAUGGAUGGAAACAAAUAAGGAAGAGUCAAUUUUGCAUGAGCCCCUUCGCGAAGGCGAGGGGCGUCCUCCCGCCUGGAGCCGCCUCUUCUUUUGAAGGCAACUGGCAAAGGGAGGGUGGGGGGAAGACGAGAGGGAGACUGAUGAAGGAGUAGAAGGUAGCUAACCAGGAUUUCUGAGGAGGCACUGCUCUUUUUUUCUUCCUCUUGGCCAACCAUGAGGCCCCCCUUGCUUUGUGCAUAUAUACUGUUAAUAACAGUCUCCCAGUUGAGGGCAGUCAGCUUUCCUGAGGACGAUGAACCCAUUAAUUCCGUUGAUUACCACUAUUCAAGGCAAUAUCCAGUUUUUAGAGGACGCCCUUCAGGCAAUGAAUCUCAGCACAGGCUGGACUUUCAGCUGAUGUUGAAAAUUCGAGACACACUUUAUAUUGCUGGCAGGGACCAGGUUUAUACUGUAAACUUAAAUGAAAUCCCCAAAACAGAAGUGAUACCAAGCAAGAAAUUAACAUGGAGGUCAAGGCAACAGGAUCGAGAAAACUGUGCCAUGAAAGGCAAGCACAAAGAUGAAUGCCACAACUUUAUUAAAGUGUUUGUUCCAAGAAACGAUGAGAUGGUUUUUGUCUGUGGCACAAAUGCAUUUAAUCCAAUGUGUAGAUACUAUAGGUUGAAUACCUUAGAGUACGAUGGGGAAGAAAUUAGUGGCUUGGCAAGGUGCCCAUUUGAUGCCAGACAAACCAAUGUUGCACUCUUUGCUGAUGGGAAACUAUAUUCUGCAACAGUAGCUGAUUUCCUGGCAAGUGAUGCUGUCAUUUAUCGGAGCAUGGGCGAUGGAUCUGCCCUACGAACCAUAAAAUAUGAUUCCAAAUGGAUAAAAGAGCCACAUUUUCUUCAUGCCAUAGAAUAUGGAAACUAUGUUUAUUUCUUCUUUCGAGAAAUUGCUGUAGAACAUAAUAAUUUAGGCAAGGCUGUGUAUUCCCGUGUGGCCCGUAUAUGCAAAAAUGACAUGGGUGGCUCCCAGCGGGUCCUGGAGAAACACUGGACUUCUUUUCUCAAGGCCCGACUCAACUGUUCCGUCCCCGGGGAUUCAUUCUUCUACUUCGAUGUCCUUCAGUCCAUUACCGACAUCAUACAAAUCAAUGGCAUCCCUACGGUGGUCGGGGUGUUUACCACCCAGCUGAACAGUAUUCCUGGUUCAGCUGUGUGUGCUUUCAGCAUGGAUGACAUUGAAAAAGUAUUCAAAGGAAGGUUUAAAGAACAGAAGACCCCAGACUCUGUCUGGACAGCAGUACCUGAAGACAAAGUCCCCAAACCAAGGCCUGGCUGUUGUGCAAAACAUGGCCUUGCAGAGGCUUAUAAAACUUCCAUUGAUUUCCCCGAUGAAACCCUGUCCUUCAUCAAAUCCCAUCCUUUGAUGGACUCCGCCGUCCCAUCCAUCAUUGAAGAGCCCUGGUUCACAAAGACUCGGGUCAGGUAUAGAUUGACUGCUAUUGCAGUAGAUCAUUCAGCUGGACCACACCAAAAUUACACUGUCAUAUUUCUUGGCUCAGAAGCUGGAGUAGUACUUAAGAUCCUGGCAAAGACCAGUCCUUUCUCCUUGAAUGACAGCGUGUUAUUGGAAGAGAUUGAUGCUUACAACCAUGCAAAAUGUAAUGCUGAGAGUGAAGAGGACAGAAAGGUCAUCUCUCUGCAGUUGGAUCAAGACCACCAUGCCCUGUAUGUAGCCUUCUCCAGCUGCGUUAUUAGAAUUCCCCUCAGCCGCUGCGAGCGUUAUGGGUCGUGUAAAAAAUCUUGCAUUGCCUCUCGUGACCCAUACUGUGGCUGGUUAAGCCAGGGAGCCUGUGGCCGCGUGAAGCCCGGGAUGCUUGCUGGAGGAUAUGAGCAAGACACAGAAUAUGGCAACACAGCACAACUUGGGGACUGCCAUGGUGUGAGGUGGGAAGUACAAUCUGGAGAGUCCAACCAGAUGGUACACAUGAAUGUCCUCAUCACCUGUGUCUUUGCGGCUUUCGUGCUGGGCGCCUUCAUCGCCGGGGUAGCCGUUUACUGUUACCGUGACUUGUUUGUUCGGAAAUCCAGGAAGAUCCACAAAGACGCCGAAUCUGCUCAGUCCUGUACAGACUCCAGCGGGAGCUUUGCCAAACUGAACGGUUUAUUCGAUAGCCCCGUCAAGGAAUAUCAGCAGAACAUUGAUUCGCCCAAACUGUACACCAACCUCCUGACUAGUCGUAAAGAGCUGCCGCCCAACGGAGACACGAAGUCCAUGAUCAUGGACCAUCGAGGCCAGCCUCCGGAGUUGGCCGCACUCCCGACGCCCGAGUCUACCCCCGUCCUCCAACAGAAGACCCUCCAGUCCAUGAAAAGCCAGUCAGAGAAGGCUCACGGUGCUUCCAGGAAAGACGCGCCUCAGUUUUUCCCUUCUAGCCCUCCGCCUCACUCUCCGCUAAGUCACGGGCACAUUCCCAGUGCCAUCGUUCUUCCAAAUGCUACUCAUGACUACAAUACGUCUUUCUCCAAUUCGAAUGCCCAUAAAGCUGAGAAAAAGCUUCAAAAUAUUGAUCACCCACUCACCAAAUCAAGCAAAAGAGAUCACCGACGCUCUGUGGACUCCAGGAACACUCUCAACGAUCUCUUGAAGCAUCUUAGUGACCCCAGCAGUAACCCCAAAGCCAUCAUGGGCGAUAUCCAAAUGGCUCACCAGACCCUCAUGCUGGAUCCCAUGGGAAACAUGUCUGAGGUCCCGCCUAAGGUUCCGAAUAGGGAGGCCUCCUUGUACUCUCCUCCCUCUACCCUCCCGAGGAAUAGCCCCACAAAGCGGGUGGACGUGCCCACCACGCCGGGGGUCCCCAUGACCUCUCUGGAAAGACAAAGGGGCUAUCACAAAAACUCCUCCCAGAGGCAUUCCAUAUCGGCGAUGCCUAAAAACUUAAACUCACCAAAUGGUGUUUUGUUAUCAAGACAGCCUAGUAUUAGCCGUGGAGGCUAUAUGCCUGCCACGGGAGGUGGGAAGAUGGACUACAUCCAGGGAACACCGGUCAGUGUUCAUCUGCAGCCUUCCCUCUCCAGACAGAGCAGUUACACCAGUAAUGGCACCCUCCCUCGGACGGGCAUAAAGAGGACACCAUCCUUAAAACCUGACGUGCCACCAAAGCCCUCCUUCGUCCCUCAGACCACAUCAGUCAGACCGCUGAACAAAUACACCUACUGAGACUGGUGCGCUGUCCCGGGGGGUUUGAUCCUGUCCUGGUUGUAGGGAUGAUGUUGGGGGGUGGGGACCUUAAGACAAGAGACUCACUUGUAUUUAAAGAGAACCAAGUGGCCAAAGAAACUGUUUGACUUUGGCAGCGUCAGAACUUGCCACAUGUAGCUACUGCAAGGCUUCAAAGUACUUGCUUAAACAAACAAACAAAAAACAAAACAAAGGAAGGUGCUGGUCAUUCCAUUUCUUUUGUUUGGAGUUAAAGAGGUGUAGCAAUGGGGCUACAUUACCGUUAUAAAUGGCAAACACAGUACUCAGAAGAAUCUGUAAGCAAAUACUUGAAAAUGGGUUCAUUUUAGACUGCCGUGAUGUGUGGUCUUCCCAUUAAAUGUGAACAUUUAAUAUGUAUGCAUUCACCUUGCCUCUUGCACAAAUGUCAAAAAAAGGAUGGUAAUGUCUCCAAGAAAUGAACUUCUAGAUUACCAAGCAAUUUGCUGAAAAUUCAGUCUCUGGCCCAACUGUAGCAUUAUUUUUUUUUCAUGUGUGGCAUUUUGUCUAUGCCACCAACAAACUGUUGUGAUUGUGCACGUGCUUAUGCACGUGUGUGUGUUCAUGCGUGAGUGUGUGUGUGCGUGUGUCGUGUACACACUAGGUUAUACUUAGGUACCCAUUGCAUCUUUUUAUGCUAUGGAAUUGUUUACAUUGAGCAUGACUGAACAACAGACAGCAAUGUCUUUGUACAGCAGUCCACUGGGUUGAGCUUUGAGAUAGAAAAUGGAGCCAGGUCUCAGGUGAUUAGCUCAAAUGAUGUGGGACCCAGUGCCAGAAUGUAAAAAUCCUAAGGAACUUUGUGCUGCUAUUCAUCCAACCUUCAAUUUAUGAUCUUGUCAGUUUUGAGGGAUAGAGGUAUUCAAGAUGAGUCCAUGGUUUUUCCACCAGUAUUUGGUAGUUUGAGUUACCUGUCCACUGUGAAUCUAAACCCCAGUCAUUGUAGAAACCUUGGACACACCAGUGCAAGCUAAUGCAUUGGUUCUGUUCGAUAUUUCCCUGUAGAAAAAUUCUUCUUCCCUAUCCCCUGUAUCCUGAUUCAUGUCUCCCCAUCCUUUCGGUUUUUUUUUCUUUAAGCGUGUGAGAAAGUCAACAUUUGGCCCUACAGAAGCAGUCUGAAAAAAACUUAAUAGUAGUGCAAUCAUUUUGUUUAUGUUGUGUUAUGUGACGAUUUUUCUCCAAAGUCAUGCAGGUUAUGACAAUUUGCUGUAAAUAUUAUGUGUGGGUUUACCUGAAUCUGUGCAUUUUGUGCCUUAUUCAUGAGAAUGGUAAGAGUACUAGAAUCUGUCCGGUGUUCUCACUAUCGCACAUCAUUUUCUGAGUGCUAGUUGUGUUUCUCAACCAGCACCUGAAAAAGAUUUUUUUUAAUCAUAAACUGAUCCAGAACAAAUAAUGAUUAAAACUUACACACAAACAGACAGAAACCAGUCCAACCAUACGGCUGCGGGCUAUCUUUUGCCAUGAUGAACAUUCCACUCCUGUUUUCCUCCAGAUGAAACACUUAGAAUGUGAAAUUAAAUGAGGUUUCCAGGGUAAUGUGACACCUGCCGAGAUCUUGUAAAAGAAAUCAUUUAUGUGGUUUUACUGAAACCACUUGCAGUUGAGGAUGUGCCUCACCAAUGACUGUUUUAGUUAACAUGUUGCUUAUUGAAUCUAAUAUAGAAAGAACCAAGGCAGAGAACACUCCUGAAUUAUUAGGACAAAGAAAGCAAAUUUCAAUUGGCAUAAUAUCAAUUUCUACUACAUUGUAAGGGUGGGGGAAGAGAAUUUCCUGAAGGCUAAGGUUUUUGUUUCUUGAAUUUUGUUUUUCUUUUUUUAAUACACACAACACAGAAUGGAGCAAUUAUUCUUUUCCUUAAAGGAUGUUGCUUGAUAAAGAGCAUUUAUUUCCUGAGAACUCUGGAAACCCCAAAGCUGUUGUCUUUGUUCUUACAACACUUCAAUAACGCAACUAAAUUAUUGUAGAUUAAUAAUGAAUUAAAUCAACCGACCACCACCAACAAACACUGCUCAGUUCACCCACGACAAAUGUUUGUUUGAAUUCACUUUACCAAUAUUAAUCCUGACUUGUGUAAAACUGAACAAUACUUGUGCGUGAGCCCUGAUAACUUUCUGUAACAUUGUGCUGCCUUGUAGAGUGUAAUGUGAGUUCUAUCAGUAUUUAUGUUGAAAUUUCUAACAUUCAAUCUAGUCUCAAUUCUGUUAAUUUAAUUUUUUUAAAUGCUUUAUUCAUUUGUGCAAAGGUAAACACAGAUUGUAUCUUUUUUAAUGGUACGGCAUAAAAAAGUAACCCUAAAUUGAAGUUACUCUAUACUGUUUUAUAGAGUACUUUAACAUGUAUAGAUAUCUUGUAAACUUGUAUUGUGGAUGUGUAAAUACUAUGUACUUUGGGUUUUUAACACCGCAUGUAAAGUCAAAAUAAAAUAUUCAACUCGA
Messenger RNA from Monodelphis domestica (gray short-tailed opossum), 7099 nucleotides. The record is from RefSeq and is a predicted model, not a curated record. NCBI's taxonomy places the organism in Eukaryota, Metazoa, Chordata, Mammalia, Didelphimorphia, Didelphidae.